CCAGCAGCCGCCUCGCCGCGGCUGUUUCCUCUUGCUCGUGGCGGGCGGUGUAGAAGCGCCGAGUGGCGCUGGAGAACCGGCGCUUCCUUUCGCAGCUGCCGCCGCCAUCUCCGCAUUUACGGGGCGGGAAGGAGGGAGGGGACUCGCGGCUGCAGCUGGAGCGGGCUUCUCUCCGGGGACGCUCCUCUCCUUGCUCUCCUUUUCCUCCUCCGCGCGCCGCCGCCGCCCGCCCCCUGCGCCCUCCUCGCGCAGCCCGGGUCCGGGAGGAGAGAGGAAGGGGCGCCAGGGGGCGGGAGAGGACGGCGGGCGGGCGCGCGCUCGGAGGAAACUCCUGCCGUAUCCGUUCGUCCCCUCGCCCAGGGUGCACCCCGGCCUGGCCUCGGCGGCGGCGGCAGCGCUGCCGGCUGUAGCAGGAAGGCGUUCUGGCGGGGGCGGUGCCGCGGGGGCGGGUCCGGCCGUCCCGGCGCUAAGUUGUGGGGCCCGGCUCCUCCCGACCCUGUUCCUUUCCCCUAGUCUGUUCGGACCUAGCUCCGUGCUGUCGACCCCAGAGCCGCUGAUCCCGCACCUCCUGGGUGAGGGGGACACGCCUGCCCUCGUCGAGAAAACUUUUCCUGCUGACUCGGUCGGGGCGGCGGUGGCAGGAAGUCCGGACAGCGACCUCUUCUCUGCCUGCCUUGCGCACCCUGCCGGGUGCGGGCGCUGAGCUCGAGAUCAAGUUUGCGGGGGCCCCUUCCGGGCUGCAGGCGGGUCCCGCCUUAGGAGGGACGCCUGACCCCAGGGAGGGCGGUGGGCCCGGGCGAAGGCUGGGGGCGUGUGGUGGCAGGGGAGGCAAGGUGCGGAGCGCGGUCGGGAUCCGCACCCGCAGCCAGAAGCGCAGAGAGCAGGAGCCCGGGAGCAGGGAGCCUCCGGCGGCCGCUUGCAGGAGUCCACAGUCCGCUUCCUUCUUCAGUGAGGACAGUGUCUUGGCCCCGAGUCUAUCGAGGAAAAAUGAAGUUAAGCCGCCAGUUCACCGUGUUCGGCAGCGCGAUCUUCUGUGUGGUGAUCUUCUCGCUCUACCUGAUGCUGGACCGGGGUCACUUAGACUACCCCAAGAGCCCGCGCCGCGAGGGCUCUUUCCCCCAGGGCCAGCUCUCAAUGUUGCAAGAAAAAAUAGACCAUUUGGAACGUUUGCUAGCUGAGAAUAAUGAGAUCAUCUCAAAUAUUAGAGACUCGGUCAUCAAUUUGAGUGAGUCUGUGGAGGAUGGUCCAAAAAGUUCACAAGGCAAUUUCAGCCAAGGUGCUGGCUCACCUCUUCUGCCAUCAAAACAAUUGUCCCUUGUAGUGGACCCCGAAGACUGUUCAUUCUCUUUGCAGAGUGGAAGUCAGAAUUCAGAUGUGCAGAUGUUGGAUGUUUACAGUCUAAUUCCUUUUGACAAUCCAGAUGGUGGAGUUUGGAAACAAGGAUUUGACAUUAGCUAUUUAUUUAAUGAAUGGGACUCUAAGCCCCUUCAAGUCUUUGUGGUGCCUCAUUCCCAUAAUGACCCAGGUUGGUUGAAGACUUUUGAUGACUACUUUAGAGAGAUGACUCAGUAUAUUUUUAAUAACAUGGUCAUCAAGCUGAAAGAAGACUCACGGAGAAAAUUUAUGUGGUCUGAGAUUUCUUACCUUUCAAAGUGGUGGGAUACUAUAGAUAAGCCGAAGAAGGAUGCUAUUAAAAGUUUGCUACAGAAUGGUCAAUUUGAAAUUGUGACAGGUGGCUGGGUUAUGCCUGAUGAAGCUGCUGCACAUUAUUUUGCCUUAAUUGACCAACUAAUUGAAGGACAUCAGUGGCUGGAAAAAAAUCUAGGAGUGAAACCUCGGUCCGGUUGGUCUAUUGAUCCUUUUGGACAUUCACCAACGAUGGCUUAUCUCCUCAAACGUGCUGGAUUUUCUCACAUGCUUAUUCAGAGAGUUCAUUAUGCAAUUAAAAAACAUUUUGCAUUGCAUAAAACGCUGGAAUUUUUUUGGAGACAGAGUUGGGAUCUGGGAUCUGGCACAGAUAUUUUUUGCCACAUGAUGCCCUUCUACAGCUAUGACAUCCCUCAUACGUGCGGACCUGAUCCUAAAAUAUGCUGCCAGUUUGAUUUUAAACGGCUUCCCGGAGGCAGAUUCGGUUGUCCCUGGGGAGUCCCCCCAGAAACAAUACAUCUUGGAAAUGUCCAAAAGAGGGCUGAGAUGCUUCUAGAUCAGUACCGAAAAAAGUCAAAACUCUUUCGUACUACAGUUGUCCUGGCCCCACUAGGAGAUGAUUUUCGCUACUCUGAACGUACAGAAUGGGAUCAUCAGUAUAAGAAUUAUCAGCUGCUUUUUGAUUACAUGAAUUCUCAUCCUGAGUAUAAUGUUAAGAUACAGUUUGGGACUUUAUCAGAUUAUUUUGAUGCACUGGAUAAAGAAGAUGUAACCAUUACGAAGAAUAGCCAAUCCAUGUUCCCUGUUCUAAGUGGAGAUUUUUUCACUUACGCUGACCGAGACGAUCAUUACUGGAGCGGCUACUUUACAUCCAGACCCUUUUACAAACGAAUGGAUAGGAUACUGGAAUCCCAUUUAAGGGCUGCUGAAAUUCUUUACUAUUUCGCCCUGAAACAAGCUCAGAAAUACAAGAUAAGUAAAUUUCUUUCAUCAUCCCAUUACAUGACACUGACAGAAGCCAGAAGAAAUUUGGGACUGUUUCAACAUCAUGAUGCUAUCACAGGAACUGCAAAAGAUUGGGUAGUUGUGGAUUAUGGUACCAGACUCUUCCAUUCGUUAACGAAUCUGAAGAAGAUAAUUGGAUAUUCUGCACUGCUACUUAUUUUGAAGGACAAAAACUCAUACAACUCUUACUCUUUUGAUAACCUCCUAGACAUGGAUUUGAAACAAAACUCACAAAGUUCUCUACCACAGAAAACUAUAAUAACGCUGAGUGCAGAGCCAAGGUAUCUUGUGGUCUGUAACCCUUCAGAACAAGACCGAAUCUCAGUGGUCUCCGUGUAUGUGAGUUCCCCCACAGCACAAGUGUCUUCUGCUUCUGGAAAGCCUGUGGAAAUUCAGAUGAGUGCAGUUUGGAAUACAGCAAGUACUAUUUCACAGACAGCCUAUGAGAUCUCUUUCCUAGUGCAGAUACCACCACUCGGACUGAAAGUGUAUACCAUUUUGGAAUCAGCAAGUUCAGACCCACAUUUAGCUGAGUAUGUCCUGCAUAAUGGUAACGUCAAAGAUAAAGGAAUUUUCAACAUGAAGAAUGCAAAAAGUACUGACGAAGAUAUAAUUCUAGAGAACUCCUUUGUUAAACUUCGGUUUGGUCUGUCUGGGCUCAUGGAGGAAAUGAUAAAUAAAGAAGAUGGUAAACGUCAUGAAGUAAAAGUGCAAUUUUCAUGGUAUGGAACCACCAGUAAAAAGGACAAAAGUGGUGCCUACCUCUUCUUACCUGAUGGGGAAGCCAAGCCUUAUGUUUACACAACACUGCCCUUUGUCAGAGUGCAACAUGGAAGGUUUUACUCAGACGUGACUUGCUUUUUGGAACAUGUUACCCAUAGAGUUCGACUGUACAACAUACAGGGAAUAGAUGGACAGUCUGUGGAAGUGUCCAAUAUCGUGGACAUCCGAAAAGAACAUAACCGUGAGAUUGCAAUGAGAAUUUCUUCUAGCAUAAACAGUCAAAACAGAUUUUAUACUGACCUGAAUGGAUACCAGAUUCAGCCUAGAAUGACAAUGAGCAAAUUACCUCUUCAAGCAAACGUCUAUCCGAUGACUACAAUGGCCUAUAUCCAGGAUGCCAAACAUCGUUUGACAUUACUCUCUGCUCAGUCUUUAGGGGUGUCAAGUUUGAAAAGUGGUCAGAUUGAAGUUAUCAUGGAUCGAAGACUGAUGCAAGAUGAUAAUCGCGGCCUUGAGCAAGGUGUCCAUGAUAACAAGGUUACAGCUAAUUUAUUUCGAAUACUACUGGAAAAAAGAAGUGUUGUGAAUAUGGAAGAAGAAAAGAAGUCGGUCAGUUAUCCUUCUCUCGUUAGCCACAUAACUUCCUUUUUCCUGAAUCAUCCUGUCUUCACAAUGACAGAAAAGAUCCCCGUGCCCACCCUUCAGCUGCUAGGUGAAUUCUCUCCGUUACUGUCGUCUUUGCCUUGUGACAUUCAUCUCGUUAAUCUGAGGACAAUACAGUCAAAGGUGGACGGCAAGCAUUCCGAUGAAGCAGCCUUGAUCCUCCACAGGAAAGGGUUUGACUGCCGCUUCUCUAGCAGAGACACGGGGCUGCUUUGUUCCACGACCCAGGGAAAGAUUUUGGUACAGAAGCUUUUUAGCAUGUUUACUGUCACAAGUCUCAUACCUUCGUCAUUAUCCUUGAUGCAUUCACCUCCAGACGCCCGAAAUAUAAGUGAGAUCAACUUGAGUCCCAUGGAAAUCAGCACGUUCCGAAUCCAGUUGAGAUGAACCCGGCUUUCAGAUUUGGAUUGGGAAGCAUUGUCUUUUAUACACUUCUAGGUUUGACGUGCAAUAAGGAAGCACAUUAUUUUAGCUUCUGGCUACUGUGAGGACAUGAAUUCUGUGAUUGUUAAUUUUUUUUUUUUUUUUUAACCAAUAUAGAAAGAAAAAAAAAAAAAAAGCCAUGUGAUAGCCAUUUUUUUUUUUUUUAAAGUUCCAUCCAUGAACCACCACCAUCAGUAUGAAUCGAUGCAACAGUGAAGGAAGAAAUGUCGAAAACAACCUCUCCACAGAUUGUAUCUCAGGUUAAAUGCUAACUAACUAUAUCUGUGUCAGGGGUUGUGAGGAGAUUGCUAUAAGUAGUCAUGUUGCUGAUCCUUCAUUAGUUUUACAGAAAUACCCGUUUGUACCAAAAUGGAAUAAAAGGCUGCGGGGUAAAAGCUAACGGCCAAAAUGGUUGCAGUCGUUCAUACUCAUUGGAAAAAUUUUGUGUAUUGAAAUAUGUGGAAAAGUGCAAUCCAUCAGCCCUUACGAUACCUGUACAUCAUUGAUCUUCACACCCUUUUCUAAUGUACCACUUGACCCCUCCCUUCUCACCCUUUGUAAGUAUUUCCAGAAAUAGCAGAUUUUGAAUCAUUCAAUAGUAGAAAAAGAGGCAUAUUUUCAUGACUUGACAACGUGGGAUAGGUGCAAUUUAUUCCAUUGUCACUAAAAUAGAAGAAGCAAUUCCAUAGGUACCAUAACCUGUUUUAGGUACCACAAGGUGUCUUUUUACACAGCUCAUUUGAAUACAGAUGUUCGGAGAGGGGUUUUCUAUUUUAAAAAUAACCAUAUCAAGAUAAAUGUGCCUUAUUUUUUUAUAAGUCUUGUUAAAUCUUUUGGUGUCCCAUGUGACUGAGGAAGGGGGAGAGGGCGGGGGUGGGGAGGAGGUGGGUACUUUCGAUGACACAUGACGUGUUAUCAGUUUUGCCUGACAAUGCUGGUCACGUUCUGAUCUGUUUCAUUAAAUUUGUGGUGAUGUUAUUCUAAACAUUUUGACUAUUUGAAUGUACGGAGAUGUCAGAAAACAAAACAAAGAAGAAAAAAUACUGUUAAUUAAAAUACGCUGCUGCCAAGAAGACUGCAGCUUGAAGCAAGGAUUUUGUAACAUGCAAAAUCCAUACACUUGUUCCAUUUCGCAGGAGGUAACUCAAUGAAAGAAUGCUUUAAAAGGGACCCUGUUUUGAAACCCACUUAUAUGUAGCUCAUAAUUAUAUGUAGCUCGUGUUUUAUUUUAUUGAAGAACACGUGUGUUGAGUGAAUUCCAAACUUUUGUACAUGCUAACCUCAAAGGGAAGUUCCAAGCCUAUGUGCCAUUACAAUAUGUGUGAUAAAAUUUGUUGGAGAUCUUUAUUAAUGUGCCAUUGAAGUUGAAGCAACAUUAGAAGCAUCUAGAAUGUUCAGUUUUAGGAUAGAAAGGAUUCACUGAGUAUGUACACUUUUGAAAAUUCUCUGUGUUACCUAAUGAAUUUAGUAUUCUCUGACUUUACACUUCCCUCUUACCUCCUGCCAGUCCAACAUCUUUACAGAGAAGUUGAAACCUAAUUUCUGUUUCACCAUGUAGUCUGAUGAUCACCUGUUUUGUUUUGUUUUGUUUUUUAAUCAAGAUGCAGCUCCUAACAUUAUUGCUAAGUUAUGUUAAGUUCAUAAACUUUUUUCGCCUUUAAUAAUUAAGGAAACAAUACUAGUGUUGAUGAAGAUAUUAUAAGGGAGUAAUUUCAUGCAAUAAACAUGUACUGUAAGUUUCCUUCCUCAUUUUGGGAGAUAAACAACUAAAAGGAAAAGAAAAACCACACUUCCUUUUUGUGGACAUCUAUAGAUGUUAAGAUUGCCAGAAGCAAAUCCCAGGAAUAAGAUCAGUAUUUUCUUUGCAUCUUAAAUGUAAAACCUUCCUUUGGGAGUUCACUGUGUUCUGUGGUUAAGUGGGUGUGCUUAAUCAUUCUGGAAAUUCUGAUCAGUUGAAAUAAAAAAUCUUGAUGCAAUAACAGUGGUUUUGCCACUUCUGGUGUUGGAGAUGGAUCUGUCCCAUGUCAGUUGAGGUCUUAGUGUGUGUUGCCACCAGCUGCUCACAGGUAAAGCAGAAAUUCUCUUGAAACCAGCAAGUUUCUGCUUUUUAUUUUUAGAAUAAAUCAUCAGGGAAAUGAAGAGAGGACGCUUUUGCUUUGGGUUGUGGUCAAGAACUGAUUAAAUAAUUUAGUGUCUCUGGCACACAGUAAAAACCAUACACUUCAGUUGUGAUCUCGGUGGCAUAUUUGUUUGCUUAGGUUUUAUUAUGUUUGUUAUUGCAGAUGUUCAGUUAAGCAACUAGUUCGUUCCUUUUUGUGAUCUUUGUUUUUCUUUUUGAAUAUUUGAGCUUAUACCUGCAGUGUUUGAGAACUUGGCAUCCUUGUUUUCUUCAAAUACUGAUUAAAAUAAAAUGCUACAAAAUGUGUUGUGAAACAUUGCAAUUACCUUCCCAUGUCUUUGUUGUACUUGUGCCGAAAUGUUUUCACAUUCCUUUGUCUAGAAGAAAAUCUUUGCUUUCGUUGUGAUUAUGUUCCUUAUCUUGGAAUCAAAUAGGUUUUGAUAUUUUUCUCUUGGAAGAUUUUAUAUCUUUUUGGGAAUAUGUAAUAUAAGAUCUCUAAUAAAAGAUGAAUCUUACCAUGUA
Messenger RNA from Mustela erminea (ermine), 7102 nucleotides. It is a transcript of the gene MAN2A1, whose product is annotated as mannosidase alpha class 2A member 1. The transcript is spliced from 22 exons. NCBI's taxonomy places the organism in Eukaryota, Metazoa, Chordata, Mammalia, Carnivora, Mustelidae. Gene Ontology annotation, cellular component: Golgi membrane. Bases 988 to 4425 code for a protein of 1145 amino acids. The record is from RefSeq and is a predicted model, not a curated record. Gene Ontology annotation, molecular function: carbohydrate binding; alpha-mannosidase activity. Gene Ontology annotation, biological process: mannose metabolic process; protein deglycosylation; N-glycan processing.